This is a messenger RNA of Apodemus sylvaticus (European woodmouse), 537 nucleotides long. RefSeq names its product gamma-crystallin F. NCBI's taxonomy places the organism in Eukaryota, Metazoa, Chordata, Mammalia, Rodentia, Muridae. Gene Ontology annotation, molecular function: structural constituent of eye lens. The record is from RefSeq and is a predicted model, not a curated record. The transcript is spliced from 3 exons. The coding region runs from base 1 to 537 and encodes 178 amino acids. Gene Ontology annotation, biological process: lens development in camera-type eye; visual perception.
AUGGGAAAGAUCACCUUCUAUGAAGACCGCGGCUUCCAGGGCCGCCACUAUGAGUGCAGCAGCGACCACUCCAACCUGCAGCCCUACUUCAGCCGCUGCAACUCUGUGCGCGUGGACAGUGGCUGCUGGAUGCUCUAUGAGCAGCCUAACUUCACAGGCUGCCAGUACUUCCUGCGUCGCGGGGACUACCCUGACUACCAGCAGUGGAUGGGUUUCAGUGACUCCAUCCGUUCCUGCCACCUCAUCCCCCACGUGAGUUUCUUCCUAGGUUCUCACAGGAUCAGGAUCUACGAGCGAGAGGACUACAGAGGCCAGAUGGUGGAGAUCACAGACGACUGCUCCCACCUGCAGGACCGCUUCCACUUCAGUGACUUCCACUCUUUCCACGUGAUGGAGGGCUACUGGGUCCUCUACGAGAUGCCCAACUACCGGGGGCGGCAGUACCUGCUCAGGCCCAGGGAGUACAGGCGCUACCACGACUGGGGAGCCAUGAACGCCAGGGUGGGCUCUCUGAGGAGAAUCAUGGAUUUCUAUUGA